AUGCAUUUCUCUACAUCUGUCUGGCUGUCGCUGCUGCUUCCAGCUUUGGAGGCCACCGCUCAACCUGUUGCGAAGCAAAAUUAUACAUGCACAAGCUUCAUGGUCAAAGUGCCGGUCAACAAUGCGACUGUGGUGGUCCCUCCGAUACCUGAAUUCCCAGAUCAAUAUGCUGCCACGGCAUUUGCGAAUCAAAUCACCCUUCGCACGCCCUCUACUGCCGCACCUAACUUGACCACUCUCACAAAGACGUUCAACAUCAGUGCAGAAUACUGUAUUCCAGCCAAGCCAGGUCCGAAGGCAUCGACCUUGCAUCUCCUUACUCAUGGAAUCGGAUUCAACCGGAGCUACUGGGACUUCUAUCUGCCCUCGAAGCCCAAUGACGCUCAGUAUUCCUACAUCAACAGCGCCACAGGUGCGGGAUACAGCACUCUCUCUUGGAACCGGCUGGGCAUUGUGCCCUCGACCCUUGCCGACCCCUAUACGGAGAUUCAGAGUCUCGUUGAGCUUGCAGUGCUCGUCAGUCUUACCACGCUCGUCCGAGCAGGGAACAUCUCUCAAGUCCCCGUCCCGGACAAAGUCGUCCAUGUCGGCCACAGCUACGGCAGCGAGCUGAGCGCGUCGCUCGCCUCAGUCGCCCCCGACCUGACCGAUGGCGUGGUGCUGACCGGCUACUCCGCCAUUGGCAACUACUCGACCUUUUUUGUGGCCAACACGGCGCUGCACCUCGCCAGCACGAACCAACCUAAACGAUUCCCCAACAGCACUUACUCGAAUGGAUUCCUGACCUGGCCAGACAAAUACGGCAACCAAUACUCCUUCUUCCAGUACCCGUUCUUCGACCCCGCCGUGCUCGACCAGGCCGAAGCGACAAAGUUCCCCUUCACCUUUGGCGAGUUCCUCACCAUGACGGCCCUGCCCCUCGCCGCCCCCAACUUUACGGGCCCCGUGCUCUAUCUCGGCUCCGAGGCCGACUUGAUCUUUUGCGCCUCAAACUGCACGGGCCUGUUUGGUCCCGACAGCGCCGCGGUGCAGUCGUUCAGCGGCAGCAGCAGCGUCGAGACGUAUCUCCAGCCGGAUGUGGGUCACGGCCUGAAUCUGCACUACAAUGCCACGGGCGCGUACAAUGUCAUUCUCGACUGGGCUGAUAGACAUGGAUUUUGA
This is a messenger RNA of Fonsecaea nubica, 1161 nucleotides long. RefSeq lists its product as hypothetical. NCBI's taxonomy places the organism in Eukaryota, Fungi, Ascomycota, Eurotiomycetes, Chaetothyriales, Herpotrichiellaceae. The record is from RefSeq and is a predicted model, not a curated record. The transcript has a single exon. The coding region runs from base 1 to 1161 and encodes 386 amino acids.